Molecule: messenger RNA, 1029 nt
Organism: Vigna angularis (adzuki bean)
Lineage: Eukaryota; Viridiplantae; Streptophyta; Magnoliopsida; Fabales; Fabaceae
Exons: 3
Coding region: 497-787 (96 amino acids)
Biological process (GO): translation
Cellular component (GO): ribosome
Molecular function (GO): structural constituent of ribosome
Source: RefSeq, a predicted model, not a curated record
UUUCUAAAAUCAAAAAUCAAAACCUAACAAAAUUAGGGUUCGUGUUGAAUUAAAUUGGGAACAAGGAUGUUCUUCGAGGGUGGAGACCAAGAAAUCACAAAUCGUUAUUAGAGAGAGUUUUUACGCAAUUAGAGCUUUCAUGUUUGGAAUCCACCAGUUUUCGAUUAGAAUCCACUAGCUUAGUUUAGGAUUGAUAGAGUUCGAGAUUAGAGUGGGUUUUAGCUAGGUUUUUUGUAUGAUGUUCUCGCAAAAUUAGGAUUCAACUACAGAUUUCGUGCAGAAAGUUUCGGUGUGGUUGUUUCAUUUCCAAAUUUGAAUUGUUACCAUCUCUCUCUGAUUCAAGAGUGAAGAAUGACCUGUUAUCAUCUCUCUCUGAUGACUUGAAGGCGUUCCGUUGGCUUUGUUUUUGAAGGGGUGGGUGCCUAAGAAGAAAAUCAUCACAUUGCGACCCCAAAAUGGAAGACAUCUGAAUUUCAAAAAUGGUUGGGAGGAGAAAAUGAAUCAGGUAGUAGGAAUGGUAGUUUCCAAUAAGAUGCAGAAAUCUGUUGUGGUGGCAGUGGAUAGACUAUUCUACCACAAGGUGUAUGACCGAUAUGUCAAGCGCACCUCCAAAUUCAUGGCUCGUGAUGAGAACAGCCUCUGUAACAUUGGUGACAAAGUUCGAACAAAUCCUUCUAGGCCAUUGAGCAAGCAUAAACAUUGGGUUGUUGCUGAAAUUCUUAAGAAGGCACGGAUAUACGUUCCACCCUCCACCCCAAUGUUUAAUAAUGUCAGCUCCAGCUUUUAAGCACCUGCUUCAUAAAUUGACUCAAGGUCUAAAUAUAUGAAUUUAAUUGAGCUUCUGAAUUCAGGAUUGUUUGCUGUUAAGUAUUUCUAUUGUUCCCCAUACUUUGGAAGGUUACACUGUUGUGGACAUGUUUUUGGCAUCACAUGUUUCUACAGGUUCCCUGUUUACUUUUUGUCCGUUUUGUACUAUUCUUACUUUAAUUAUUUCUAUAAACUAUUAUACCAAGCUUCUGAUUCUUGCCA